Molecule: messenger RNA, 6844 nt
Organism: Paramecium octaurelia
Lineage: Eukaryota; Ciliophora; Oligohymenophorea; Peniculida; Parameciidae
Source: the annotation of a GenBank genome assembly
AUGAAUUCUUAAAAAUCACAAGAAUGUGAAGGUUUCAGGUUGAUAGAUGUUGAUAGUUCGUACAAGAAGAUAAAGGAAUUUCAGGAGAGUUAAGAAUUGAUUAAUUUGGAUGAAUCAAGCAUUCAAAAGGUAAGAGGAGAAAGUAUUAAUAUGUAGAUGGCUUAAAAGGACGAAUGGAUUGAAUGUUUAUGUAUUUUGGAAAUAGAAUUAAAAGCAAUAUUGUUGGACAGAGUUAGCAACAUGUCUAUUUUGCCGCAAUAUUUGAGACAAAGAUUAUAGCCAUUCAUUAUUUUUAUUAUGAACUAAAUGUAUAAUAAUUUCUAUCAAUUAGAGUAUUUGUUCAGAAUCGUAUGAAGUUACAAUGUUAUCUAAAUGAGAUUCUAUUUUUGGUUUAGAGAUUGGCAUUCAAAAUAUGGAAACAACACCCCAUUUAAUCACUUGAAUUCUUUUAUUUGGUGAUUCCAUCACAUCUUACAUAAUUCUACAACAGUCGAGUAUCAGAAUUAUCAAUUUAUAAAUCUCUCAUCAAUCAAUUCUAUUAUGAGAGACAGGUUUACGACAUAUAAAACUAAGCUGAGAGUUAUAUUAGCAAUUCUCAAAUACAAUUGUUUUACCCUCUUCAAAAUGAGAUUCUCAGUAAACGUAACUUGGCCGAGAAUGUCCUUAGUUUAUCACCAUUUUUACGUAUGCAAAUUCAUUACUUUUAUAAGAAUGGUGGCUUUGAACUUAUAAAUGAAUCUUUAUCUAAUUUCACUCUCAAACACUUAAAUGCCUUAUCUCUUUUGAGUUAUUUUAAAACGAAUAUCAAUGAAAUGGUAUUCACAACCAACUUUCAACACAUCAACUAUUAAUAAGUUGCCUUGUAAUUAUGUGAUGAAGAUAUUAAAAAUGCAAGCAAAGAAACUUUCGCAAAAUUCAAUGCAUACAUAGCAAACCUAAUAUCAUUCGUCAGUAGCUUUUCCGAGCAAAAAGCAUAGAUAAAUUUGGUGUAAAUGACCAUGUAUUUGUAAUGCCUCCGUUGUUCUUCACUCCAAAAACGUAUAUAUGGUAAUCAGCAUAAAAUGUAUUUUAUUAGGAUUGUAAUCACUAUCCAAUAUGAUCGACACACAGCCAAAUUAUAGUCAGUAUUCGCAGGUCAAUAAAAACCUAUUGAAAUUCCUUGUGGAAAAUCAAGUGUUCUAGGAUUUAUUCGGAGAGAAAACCCAUUUUGAAUUGAUCAAACGUUCCUUCCCUCUAAUUAAACUUCUUUAUGAGAAUAAAAGUAUAAAAAGAGAGGAAUUAAUUAGUAUCCUCAGAUUGGCCAGAGGUAAACAUGAAACCUGGAUUAAUAUAAUCUCAACCUUAUUAUAGGAUCUUGCAGAAAUAUUAAAUUUGGAAGAUGUUCAGAUAAUGUUCCAAAAUAUCCAGUCCAACUAAAUCGGUUUGGAUGGUCUCAAUUUCAUAAAGAGUUUGGGUCGUAACAAAUACCUAAACAAGUUUCAGGAUGCCCAAGACUCCGAUGUCACUGAUAAUACGUAUAAAAAAUAAAAGCUUACUAAUGAUGAUUGCAAGGUGAUAUCAAUCGGGAAUUGUGAAGAUUCUUAAAAUUAGUGCUUGUCUGAUAAACAGAAUUUGGAACAAUAGAUAACCUAAUAUGAAGAUAUUAAAGCUUAAAUUGUGGAAUACCUAUUAAAUGUGGUUCAUGAUCAACAUAAUACCAUCAUAGGCCAGACAGCAUUCGAAAUUGCCAUUUAGUUAAUUUGCCAUCAAUUUAAAUUUCUGAGAAUCUAAUACUUGAUCAAUGCAAUAUAGGCUUUGAAUUUGGAUUAAGCUCAAUUGCCAAUCUAGGAUUACUUUAAUUUAAUUCAACAAAUCAUUCAAUCCUCUUAUCCGAUAGAGCAAUUCUUCAAUUCGAAGGAUGUGUUGAAUUGGAUGUAGAAGUAGUAUAAUUUAAAAAUCAGCUUUUUGAGUUUGAUUAGAAGAGAAAAAUUAAAGUAUCUUUUUAAGGAGGAGAAAGAAUACUUGUAGGUGAUUAUUCAAUGUGUUAAUUUCUAUAAAUUUUUACAUUAGAAUAGUUAAAUUAAACAAUAUGAAUUAUAGAUAUUAUGGAGAUUGCUAGUUGAAAAUUCAAGAUGCAUGGAGGAGAGAGACUUGUUUUUUGACUGGUUCUAUGAAUAAUUAAAUUUAGAUUAUGAUGCAAUGAUGUGGUUAUUCAUUAAAAUAAUCAAAUAAACUCCAUUGUCAUAAUCAAUGCUUAGAUGUUUGAUCAAAUUGAUUCUGUAUUACAAUCAGAAAUACAGGGUAAUUAAAGUAGUGAAUUAUGAUGCCUACCAAAUAGGUAACAGCGAUCUGAUAGGUCUCAACGUUUUGUGGAGGAUAUUUCACACUCACCCUGAUUUGUACAAUCAACUCUCCGAAUUCUUCAUCAAACUAUUAAAAAUGAAUCAAUCCCUUAAUGUACUGAAUCAUUUGAAACAGCAAUAUCUAGAAGAACUCUUUUCACACAUCCAGAAUCCCACUUCUAUCCAAUUUGUUCUACAACUAUUGGAAGAGUUUGAAGGGUAUAAGAUGAUAGAUUAAGAAGAAAAGAUUGUUAUAACCAUCCUUAACAAGUGUGCAAAUGCCUUGAAUCCCAAGAAAUAGGAAAUCUAAUUGCAAUCUAAUUUAUAAGUUUAUCAGGCUAAGUAAUUCAUUGGAUAGAAAUUGAACCCAUCUAUGAAGCCAGAAGAAUUUGAUAUCUUUUGCAGAGGUUCCUUGUUCAAAGACAACAAGACCCUCAAAGAUUACAAAGUGAACGAGAAAUUGACCUUCACCAUCUCUAAUAAGUAGGGUUACAAUGACGAUUUUGAAACUUAUGAACAACAUGACUUAGAUUUCCAUGAGAAAGUGAAUAAGAUUCAGGACAUUGUCAACAUCCAGAACAAACACUUUAUCCUAUCAGUUUUGAAGGAUAAGAACUUUGAUGUAGAUAAUACCAUAGGGGAACUCAUUGACAUAGGCGAUUAAUUAUAUAAUGAGUAUCAAUAGAAGAAUCUCAAUAAAGCACCUCCUCCAAAAAUAAUAUAGACUAACUCUUCUUUUGCAUUUCUAAUUUCCAAUUAAUAUAUCGAUUAAUUAUUCAACAUAUUUAAUUGCAACAAUCAGCAAUUAAAUACUAAAAUAUGGAGUAUCUUACAGAUGAUUCCCAGUAAUCAGGAAGUCUAUUAAUUGAUUGAAUCAUCGCAGAAUGAUUGGAGUAAGUUAUUAAUAGUUGAUAACAAAUAUCGAUUACAAUAUCACUUACAAAUAUUAAAGGAAUAAUUGUCGUGUGAUUGUGUGGAAGAUGAAGAUAAUUACAGGAUAUUGAGAUAUAAUUUCAUUAAAAAUGGUGGUUUAUAACUGCUAUUGAAUAAUCUUGAUAAUCCAUUAGAAAUAGUACUCAUAAUAUUGGAGAUAUUUCAAAUGUAUUUGAAUAGUUACGUUGGCAAGGAGUUCGCAGAUAAUAAUUAUUUGCUGUUUUCUAAAUUGAAAACCAAUGAUCAAGUUAAGAGUUAGCUUGCUUCCCAGGACAUUAUUCAAGACGAAUAAGCAUAAGCCUUAGUGACAUGUGAAAAAUUCGAUAUUGAGAUCAACUGGGAGAAUUUGUUGAAUGACUUGUUUCAUUGGAUAGGUAUUGAAUAAUGCUACACCGUAAUACUGAGUAUAAUAUUUGUUUAACCUACUUUGUUGAAGUGCCAAUUUCCAAUCAAUGAAUUGCUGAAUUUAUUGAAUAAUCCUUUAUUUGAAUAACGUUAAAUGGUUGCAAACUUCAUCGUCACAUUGAGUGAUAUUGGCAUCAAAUUUGGAUACAACUUGAGCAUCCAAUUUCUGCCAGUACUGAUUUAAGGACAGACUGAAUAUGAAGAAUUGUUUAUUGUGAUUGCAGAAUUAAUUGAGUAAGCAAACGACGUUUCCUUUUUGUAAACUCGGGAAUUGGGUUUGAAAGUCAUAAAUUUCAUUUAGAAUAGACCAAUAAUUGAAUCACCAUUUAUGGAGAAUGAAGAUAAAGUCUUGUAAGGCAAUUUGGUGUUGCUGAUAUCUUUAUUGAAGAAGGAUAGAGAAUUAUCGAAUAAUCUAAUCGAUACUCAUUUUUCUAAAUAUAUCUACGAGUGUUUGUUUGAAAUGCACAACAACUAUUUACUCUACCCAGUGUAUAAGAGGAGCAAUACAAGAAAGAGAGCUUUUGAUUUAUUGUUAGAGUUAAGUAAAGUCUAAUCGCAUCUCUAUUAAAUACUAGAUCUGAUUCAAAUGAACCAGCAAACCAGAACAAGUUCUCAAGAAUCAAAUGCGGAAUUUGGCAUCAAAAGAGAACAUGGGUUUGUAGGUCUGUGCAAUUUAGGAGCAACUUGCUAUAUCAAUUCGCUUCUAUAGUAGUUGUUUAUGAAUAUUCAAUUUCGGAGAGGUAUUUUGAAUGGGUAAAUUCUCAUCAAGACUGAGCUUGGAAUAUAACUCAUAAUAACCAAUUACGCUAAUCAAGAGCAGAUCUAAAGUUUGAAUGAACACACCUUAUUCCAGUUGCAAUUGGUUUUCAUUUAACUCUAAGAAUCAGUCAAAUAAUACAUCAAUCCCAACUAGUUUAUUAAGACACUCAAAGGCUUUGAUGGAUAAUAGAUCAAUCCUCUGAUUCAGGAAGAUUGCAAUGAAUUCUUUAAUCUGUUAACUGUAAAGUUAGAAUAGGAUUUGAAGCAUACUAUCUAAUAAAACCUCAUACAACAAAGUUUUGGAGGUACUUUGGUAAAUGAAAUCAAGUCAUUGGAAUCCGAUUGUGAUUUUUUGAAGGAAACAGAAGAGCCCUUUUUGACUGUUUCUGUUGAGAUCAAAAAUAAAAAGAGUUUAUAUGAGGCAUUGGAUUUGUUUGUUAAAUCUGAUGUUUUGGAUGGGGAAAAUCAAUACUUUUGUGAUGAAGUCUAACGUAAGAUCGAUGUGGAAAAGAGAUGUUACUUCACUAAGUUACCCAAAACCUUCAUUUUCCAUCUUAAACGAUUUGAAUUUGAUUUCAAUACCAACACUCGUAGCAAAAUCAAUGAUUAUUGGGAAUUUCCCUUAGAACUCAAUAUGUUCAAAUGGACUCGUGAUAAUAUUGUUCAACAGCAGUAACUGGAGGAUUUCUCAGAGUAUAUGUACGUUUUGAAAGGUGUUCUUGUUCACACAGGAAGUGCUGAAGGAGGUCAUUACUUCUCCUACAUCAGAGAUGGCAAAAAUCAAUGGUUUGAAUUCAAUGAUAAGUUGGUCACUCCCUUUGAUGUUCAGAAUUUGAGGGAGAAGUGCUUUGGAGGCGAUCAAAAUAAUGAGUGGGGGAUACCAAAUAGCAAGAAUGCCUAUAUGUUAUUUUAUGAGAAAGAGAAGCAGGCAAGUUAGUAGAAGACUAACCAAAACAAUAUUGAAAUAGAGAGUGAGGAUGAGGAUCUUAACAUAGAACAGUUGAGAAAGUAGGUGAUAAAAUAGAAUACACAGUAUUUAGAAAAUAAAUUGUUGAAUGCUCAAGAAUAUGUGAAUUUUGUUUAAAGACUGGUGUAGGUGGGUAUGGAGAGUAACUAGUUUCAAUCUCUUGCACAAUUGCUUCAAUUGUUCACCAUCUUCACUUUUACAUAGUUUUUGAAGAACAAGGAUGUCUAGUAAUUUUAGAAUAACCUCAAAAUUCUGAACAAUUCCUACAAUCAAACUCAUUCAACAUGUGUGUGGUUACUUGAGUAGUUUAGAUUCAACAAGGAAAUAUUGAUUUGCUGUUUAAUUGAACAUCAAUUAAUUGAAAUUGCUUAAUUCUUGAAUUUAGUGAUUGAAUAAGCUUGUGUCUAUGAUUCAUCUAGUGUAGAGCCAUUCUUUUAGUUUUAUCUAAGUGAAUUAUUGCCUAUUGCAAGUAAAAAUCAUAAGAAUGGAGUUUACUAUUUUGAAGUGAUUAGUUAUAAUAUAGAUAAGCAUGAGGGUUUGCUCACUUUGUUAAUGCAGAAUGGUAAGGUUGGUUACUUCUAUAAGUUUUAUGAGAUUUUAAUGGAGAAAUUGAAGGCAACUUCACCAACCAAUAGUUAGUUAAAGGAUGAUACUCUGAUCCUAAUUUGGGAAAUAUUGGGGAAGAUGAUUAGAUACUCUUAGACAGUUGGUAUGUUAUCGAAUCAAGAUUGUCCAACAUAUUUGCAUAAGGGAUCACCAAGGUUUGAAUUAGAUUAAGAGUGGAUUGAAGAAUUGUUAUAGCAGAAUCGGUUUAGAAAGUACAUCUUAUCCAUGGUUACGCAUCAAAAGCAAUUGAUUUAGAUGAUCAAGCAUAUUUGUUGGAAUGAUCAUUUUGUCAGUAACAAAGUCAUUUAGGAAAUUCUGAUUCAAAUAUUGGACAAUGACAAUUCAUGGUCUUCAUUGGAGAAGAUAACUGAAGUCUUAAAGGAAAUCCUGCUUAUGGAGGAUGGAUUGCAAUAGACCAGAAUCCUAUUGAUAUUCUCAUAUGAAUAGGGCGUUGAAUCAAAGACUGCUCGAGCCAAAACAUUAAUGGAGGUCCUACAGAAGGAUGAUCUGGAUUACACGAUUGGAAUUAUAUGCAUGAUAGCUGAACUUGGUUCUAAUGUGAUUGGAUUGUCUGAGUAUUUGAAUAAAAACAAGCAAGAUUUUGAAUUCAUAUUGUGCAAAUUAAAGGAGAUCUUGGCUAUUCCAUAUCACUUUUUAUAUCCAGUUGUGUAGAUCCGAAAGGGCGUAGAAUAGGUAAUCAUAAUGUUAUUAUCACAAGUUGCAAAACAUUUUCUAAGUAUAAAUUGACUUCAAUGUUGAAGAUGACAAUCGACAAUAAUCGGAUGAGGAAUCGAAAUGCUUAAGUACUCAAGUGAAUUAAGAUUUGGAUGAUACUAAUCAAAUUUCUGAAUGA